This is a messenger RNA of Eremothecium cymbalariae DBVPG#7215, 339 nucleotides long. RefSeq names its product Pet100p (gene PET100). Bases 1 to 339 code for a protein of 112 amino acids. The transcript has a single exon. The record is from RefSeq and is a predicted model, not a curated record. Lineage: Eukaryota; Fungi; Ascomycota; Saccharomycetes; Saccharomycetales; Saccharomycetaceae. Gene Ontology annotation, biological process: mitochondrial respiratory chain complex IV assembly. Gene Ontology annotation, cellular component: mitochondrial inner membrane; mitochondrion.
AUGAUGAUGAAACUUCCUUUCAGAUACACCAGAUCACAGCUAGAGAUUUUUAGGUUCGCCUUUUGUCUUUUGUCACCUGUAGCGGUGAUGUACUACAUAGGCACAGAUACUGAUAAAAAGUUGAACGUUCCUGGUUUUUGGCCUGAUCCUGAGACACUUAAUAAAAUCCCUAAGGAGUCAUAUGAGAUUAAAGCAGAGUUGGCAAGGAUGAAAAAAAGCAGGUUGGAGAAGAGAUUGAGGUUGGAGAAGAAGAUAGCUGAGGAGUAUGGUAUCGAUAUUGAAGCGGAGAAGAAAAAGAUUAGACAAGAGCUGAUAGAGGAGAAGCUAAGUAAAAGUUGA